This is a messenger RNA of Hibiscus syriacus, 1137 nucleotides long. RefSeq lists its product as uncharacterized. The coding region runs from base 1 to 1137 and encodes 378 amino acids. The record is from RefSeq and is a predicted model, not a curated record. The transcript is spliced from 4 exons. NCBI's taxonomy places the organism in Eukaryota, Viridiplantae, Streptophyta, Magnoliopsida, Malvales, Malvaceae.
AUGAGACACUCUAACGAGCCAUUAGAACCAAUUGAACUUGAGAUUGAGAGGCUUUUAGGUAAAGAAAAUGUGCUCAACAUGCAAACAUAUAUCAAAUUAGAUAUCAAGGUGUUGGAGAGUCAAGUUGGUCAAAUUAUCGCGAUAUUACAAGAGCGUCAACCAGGUCGUUUGUCGAGUAACACUGAAGUCACUAAACCUCAUGGAAAGGAGCAAUGCAGUGUACUCACUCUACGGAGUGGCACCCAAAUCAAUGUACAAGAUAAGUUUAGGGGAAGAUCGAAGAAUGAUUUACCCCCUAUAACCGUGCAAGCUAAACGUGAAAUGCCAGAAGAGACGCAAGUGGAAGACAAUAAGGAUGAGGGUUCAUCUAGUAAAGCAACUGAGGGAGUAAACAAAAAUUCCACGACAAAUGAUGUUCCUAUCCCUUUAUUGAAGGAAGUUAGACCCCCACCUCCUUUCCCACAAAGACUAAAGAACCAUAAUGAUGACAUUCGAUUCAAGAAGUUUGUCGACAUUCUGGACCAACUCCACAUCAAUGUUCAUUUUCUUGAAGCUAUAGAGAAAAUGUUGAAUAUGUUAAAUUCCUCAAAGAGAUUGUUACCAAGAAAAGAAAAGCUGAGAAAAAAUACAAAACCCACCUAUGUUAUCUUGCAACUAGCUGAUCGUUCCCACUUUCGUCCCGAGGGGCGAGUCGAGGAUGUCAUUGUAAAGGUGGAAAAAUUUGUGUUUCCAGUUGACUUUCUUAUACUGGAUUGCGAGGUUGAUGCCAUGACACCCAUAAUCUUGGGGAGACCCUUCCUAACUACCGGGCGUAUUCUUAUCGACUGUGAGAAGGGUGAGCUCACCAUGAGAGUGGCUGACCAAUGUGUCACUGUUAAUGUUUUACAUACUCUCAAGUACAUGGAUGAAUCUGAAGAACGCCAGAGCAUUUUCGAAGCGGAUUCAUUGAUAGCAGGAGAAGUUGAUCAAUUUUACCAUGACAAUUUCAUUCAGUUGGAAAAUUAUGAGAGGCUUAUUGAAGAAGAAAGUGUCGAUGAGCCAAAUGACUUUUCUUUGGAGGUACAGCGGGCUAGCUUUCUCAUAGCUAGCCUAGCCCAAGUACAUGCACAAGAUCCUAUUGGAAGAAUGUCAUGGUAA